GAAAUAGGGUUGAGGACCACAUUUCGGCUGAUACGUGUCAGAAUUCAAGCGAAAUGUCUACAGACAAUUUGUGGGAAGAGCAAGCAUUGCCAAAAGAUUCAUCAGAUCUACCACUUCUUGACUUUGCUAAACUGGCUACUGCAACUGAUAACUUCAGUGAAAUAAAUAAGAUUGGAGCAGGAGGAUUUGGCCCCGUUUACAAGGGAAAACUGGAAGAUGGACAAGUAAUAGCUGUCAAAAGACUAUCUAGUCACUCUGGACAAGGAAUUGAAGAGUUCAAGAAUGAAGUCUUGCUAAUCUCCAAACUGCAGCACAGGAAUCUCGUCAGAGUAUUGGCCUAUUGCGUUCAUGGGAAAGAGAAGUUACUAGUUUAUGAGUACAUGGCUAACAAGAGUUUAGAUACUUUGUUGUUUGAUUCAAAAAAGAGUCAUCAGCUUCCCUGGCCAAAACGUUUCAACAUGAUUCAAGGCAUUGCUCGUGGCCUUCUUUACCUUCACCGAGAUUCUUGUUUAAGGGUCAUUCACCGAGAUCUGAAGGCAAGCAAUAUUCUGUUGGACGAUGAUAUGAAUCCAAAAAUUUCAGAUUUUGGAUUGGCCAGAAUUUUUCAAGUGACUCAAGAGCUAGCAAACACUAACAGGAUAGCGGGAACAUUCGGUUAUAUGUCACCAGAGUAUGCAAUGGGAGGACUAUUUUCUGAGAAAUCUGAUGUCUACAGCUUUGGCGUAUUACUACUAGAGAUUGUCAGUGGAAAGAGAAACAGCGGAUAUUAUGACCACGAAAGGCAUCUCAACCUUCUCAGUUAUGCGUGGCAGCUGCGGACUGAAAGCAACGGACUAGACUUAAUGGAUAAAUCAGUUUUGGACUCAGAUUCCUCUGCAACAGUGCUGAGAUGCAUACAUAUUGGCCUGCUUUGUGUCCAGGAUCAUGCUGUUGAUAGGCCAUCAGUGCCGUCUAUCGUUCUUAUGCUAAGUAGUGAGAUGGAUCUUCCUCAACCAAAGGAACCUACAUUUAUAUUUCAAAGAUGGUUGAAUUCUGAUACCCAAUCGCAAAUCAGCAAAACUCAGUCUGUUAAUGAUAUUACUGUCUCUGUGGCAGAAGGACGAUAACCAAUUAAAUAUGUUGCAUGUACCAUUUUAAUAUGUGUACACAGCUUGU
Solanum stenotomum is the source of this 1155-nucleotide messenger RNA. RefSeq names its product G-type lectin S-receptor-like serine/threonine-protein kinase At1g61370. The record is from RefSeq and is a predicted model, not a curated record. The coding region runs from base 54 to 1106 and encodes 350 amino acids. The transcript has 5 exons. Lineage: Eukaryota; Viridiplantae; Streptophyta; Magnoliopsida; Solanales; Solanaceae. Gene Ontology annotation, biological process: protein phosphorylation. Gene Ontology annotation, molecular function: protein serine/threonine kinase activity; ATP binding.